This is a messenger RNA of Caenorhabditis briggsae, 1050 nucleotides long. The transcript is spliced from 3 exons. The coding region runs from base 1 to 1050 and encodes 349 amino acids. Gene Ontology annotation, cellular component: lysosome. Lineage: Eukaryota; Metazoa; Nematoda; Chromadorea; Rhabditida; Rhabditidae. The record is from RefSeq and is a predicted model, not a curated record. Gene Ontology annotation, molecular function: cysteine-type endopeptidase activity.
AUGAAAUUGGUUUUGAAACUCAUUCUCCUUCUACUCUCUCCAAAUGGAUUUUCGUCCCAAAAUUUGACUGGUCCGGAUCUUGUGGACCAUAUUAACAAGAUUCAAAAUUCUUGGAGAGCAGAAUAUUCUCCAAUUUCUGAGUUAGAGAUGAAAUUCAAAGUUAUGGAUCUCAAAUUUUCUGAAAUUUCCCCAAAAGAUGAACCCCUUACUGUACAAGGAGUAUAUGUUCCUAUCUCAUUUGAUGCUCGGGACCACUGGCCAAACUGCAAAUCGAUAAAACUGAUAAGAAACCAAGCAUACUGUGGAGCAUGCUGGGCAUUUGGAGCAGCUGAAAUCAUCUCGGAUCGUAUUUGUAUUCAGUCCGGUGGAGCGCAUCAGCCGAUAAUCUCAGUUGAAGAUAUUUUAUCGUGUUGUGGGUCGAGCUGUGGUGAAGGAUGUAAAGGAGGUUAUCCAUUGGAGGGCCUGAAAUUCUGGAUGAAUUCUGGAGUGGUCACUGGUGGAGAUUAUAAUGGAACAGGGUGUCAGCCAUACACUUUUCCACCUUGUUCCUCUUGUGAGGCAUCGAAAAGUACGCCGAGUUGUCAGAAAAAGUGUCAAACGGGGUAUUUGGAAGCGACGUAUAAAAAUGAUAAGCGUUUCGGAAAAUCUGCCUACCGUCUCUCCACGACAACAUCCUCCAACAAAAUCUCCACAGAUGCGAUUAUAACAAUUCAAACUGAGAUCUAUAAUAAUGGUCCUGUGGAGGUCUCUUACAGAGUAUUCGAAGAUUUUUAUCAAUACAAAUCAGGAGUUUAUCAUUAUGUGUCAGGGAAAUUAACAGGAGCACAUGCAGUGAAAAUUAUCGGAUGGGGUACAGAAAAUAAAGUGGAUUACUGGUUGGUUGCCAAUUCUUGGGGUACUGAUUUUGGAGAAAAAGGAUUUUUCAAAAUUCGAAGAGGAACUAAUGAAUGUGGAAUUGAGGAGAAUGUGGUGGCUGGAUUGGCAAAAAAUGGAGGCACUAAAUUUGGUUUUUUCAUCGCAUUUGUGGUUUUGUUCUUUUCAUAUAUUUGA